AUGAUCCAAACCACCACGAGACUGUCCAACAGUCAGUCCAAGCCCGAGACACAUCGAACAUCCCCCCAGCCUCCACGGAUCCUCCGCGGUUUCACAGUCGAGCCCACUCCGCCUAGGAGCAUGGAAUCAUCCACGAUGAAACGGAGAGCAGUUGAUCCGGCCGAGGAAUCCAUGUCGCCAGUGUCACGGCAGGCACCGUAUGGACGCCGGCAACCACAGACUUCGUGCGACUCGUGUCGGAAGCGGAAGCUCAAGUGUGAUCGCGGACAGCCAUGCUCGAGUUGUGUGACACGAGGCUUGCCCUGCCAUGGGCAUCCAAGUGCCAAAAGAUUGGCAAUAGAUCAGAGGUUGGUGGACUCAAAUUGUCAAUGUUGUCCGAGUGCCGUGCAUAUUGAUGGCACAGGUAUGUAUGGUAUUUACGUAUAUGAGCUAAUAUGUCUAAGCCCGGACCCAUCAUCAAGUGAGAGCAUCCUUCGGAGGCUUCGCGCCCUUGAGGUAGCCGUCUUUGACAGCCACAAGGAGAGGCAAGCUUACCAGGAGCAGAGCUCGCAACUUAGCGUCGCCAACACGCCGCCGCCUUCCGCGAUAGAGACUGAUCAUGGCAACCAACCGGCCCGGGCAAUAGCGAUAGUCCCCCUUGGCCGUUUGGGUAGUCUCAAGUUUGGCAUCUUGCCCCCGCCGCCCAAUAAUAGCCCGAUGUCCUUUUCCGGGCCGCUUACGGAGCCAGGUUUCGUUUGGAUGGUACCCGAAGAACAGACUAUAGCAUUGUUACAAGACUAUCUCGAUCAUGUUUAUCCCCUUAUCCCUAUUAUUCAUGGACCGGCAAGCCGGGAACUUAUAAGGAAGUUUUACAAUGGGAUGGCCUGCGGAGCAGUCACACCACAGGUUGCGGCCCUCAUACUAGGGAUGAGUGCCAUCAGUGCCUAUUUCUGGCAGCCCGACACUGAGCGUCACGCUUGCUUCGCGUCUUCCAAAGAAGCCUCCGAGGCGUCUCAUACUUGGCGGGAGUGGGCGGCCCACAUCUUGGCCAACACGCCUAAGGAGCCAGGCGGCUGCACGUUGGAGGAGGUGCAGGCUUGGACCCUGCUCUCCUUCACGGUUCAGAACAUCGAGGGAUGUUCCUAUCACUUCAGAUUACUGCACCAAUCUUCGCUCACCGCCGCCCGCGAGUUGUUAAUUCAUGUCGUCGACAGCCCAAGGGCAGACCCCAACCAAGACGGCGUGACGCGCGGAAGUCAAGCGGAGGAUUUGGUGGUAUAUCGCUGCAACAGAUUGGUAGGUAACAAGCCCCUGGCUCGACCUUGUAUGGGAUCACUGAUUGAACAACCUAGGCUCCUUGGUUUCAUGGGAGGCCCACUUGAAGGUAUAUAUUCUGUUCAGCCAAAGCACAUGGCCGUGAAGUAUCCGAGGAACAUGAACGACAAUGACAUGGGGAUGUUCGACAUCAACGCUCCUGUCAACAUGUCCACCCAGAUGUCGUACUUCAUCCAGAGGAUCCGCAUCGGGGAGGUCGUCCGAGAAGUGCUAGACACCAGCCACCCAGGAGGUCCCGACGUCGACAUCACCGACUACGACAAGGUCCGCCAGCUCGACCACCUGUUCGAGCAAGCCUUCAUGGACCUGCCGCCCUUCUUCCAAAGCCAGCGCCCGCUCCCACCCGAGAAAGCUCGACACGCUCGAGCUGCAGCGCGUGAUCCUCCAGCUCGGCCUACUCGCCCGCCGCGCCCGCCUACACCGGGCCCUUUCCUUCUGCAGCAAGGCCUCCACGAGCCCCGCCACCAACGAUCCCGCGAGAUCUGCCUCAAGUCCACGCGGGCCGUUGUCAGCCUUUCCAUCAGCACCCUACAGUACUCCCUGAACAUGGACCAACCCGGCGCGGCCGCCGCCCCCGCCGCCGAACGGCCCCAACCCCCAACCAGCGACCCCCUCUUCCAAACGCGCCGCCAUGUCAGACGGAGCUCUCCCCAAACCUGCACGAGUCCCUGGAAAGCGCUCGGCGCAGAGUCCCCCGGUGGACGGCCGACCUGCUGCGGAAACCUGGUCGGGACUGCUAGCGCGGUAUCGCGUGCAGGGGGACGGGCGUGGAUGGUGGCGAUGGGGAUGGAGGUGGAGGGGACCCGCAGCAGAUGCAACAGCCAGCAGCAGCAGCAGCAGCAGGGGGGACAGGUGCAGAUGGGGGGGUUGCAGCAGCAGCAGCAACAGGGGCUUGGUGGUGGUGGUGGUGGGGUUGAGGAGCUGCACUGGCGGGCGAUGCCGGGGCAGAUAGGGGAGGCGCCGGCGGCACGGUUCGGACCUGUUGUGGAUGCGGCGGCCGCGGCUGGGGAUGUGGUGCCGUCGAUGGUGGGUGGUGAUGCCGAGGGGGUGAUGGUAGGGGGGGAGGGGGUGUUGAGUUUGGAUGGGCUGUGGGAUGGCUUUGUGAUGGGAUCGAGCGAGGAUUAUAAUCAGCUUUUUACGGAUUUGGAUUAUUACUGUGGGAUCGCAUAG
Molecule: messenger RNA, 2484 nt
Organism: Chaetomium globosum CBS 148.51
Lineage: Eukaryota; Fungi; Ascomycota; Sordariomycetes; Sordariales; Chaetomiaceae
Exons: 3
Coding region: 1-2484 (827 amino acids)
Biological process (GO): regulation of DNA-templated transcription
Molecular function (GO): zinc ion binding; DNA-binding transcription factor activity, RNA polymerase II-specific
Source: RefSeq, a predicted model, not a curated record